This is a messenger RNA of Anisakis simplex (herring worm), 804 nucleotides long. Lineage: Eukaryota; Metazoa; Nematoda; Chromadorea; Rhabditida; Anisakidae. The record is from the annotation of a GenBank genome assembly.
AUGACCAGAAAUAAAGCACUGACGAAUGACGUUCGAGUUCCGAAUACACGCAUCUAUCUGGUGCGAAGUGGAGAGGACUGCGACAGCAUAACACCAGCAUGGCGAAAUCGAGCAUUCGAGACCUAUCAAGCAUAUCGAAUGUUAGAUAUGAAUCAGCCGGCAUGGAUUCCAAGAAGAGCUGGUGGUGAAGAUGACUACUGUAUGGAUACACCAUUAACUAAUGUCGGUUCUAUGAGCGCUCAGUUGGUCGGUAGGGCGAUCACAAUGCGGACAGUCGUCAUCACUGUUUAUUCAUCACCUUCGCUUGCCUCUGUCCAAAAUCCACUACCGAACUUCCUGCAAGUGAACGAAUUGAUCGCCUGUGGCAUUGAAGUUGACUCGGCUUAUAAACCGAUGCUGAAGAUGGAGCAAUUAGGCAAAACUGUAGCAGGGGAACGAACAUUAAGUGAUGCGUAUGUGAGGAUUGGUGAAGUGGGCGAUGAGAUUGCAAAAAUUUGCAGUUCACAAGGGAAAAGUGCCAUUAUCGUAUGUGAUGCGAUUGGCAUUGACGCGCUGUUUAGGCGAAUCACUCGACGAAGUGAUAUUCCCGAGAAUUUGGAGUCGACAGCAUACAUGCAAAGAUGUUAUCCACAAUGCUCUACGAUCACACUGGAGUGGAAUGCAAAAACGCGCUGUUGGCAAUGCAAAUCGAACGCAGUACCACCGAUGACAAUGUUCCAUACGACUAACAUUGUGAAAAUUCCCUCAUUUGGUCGGAACACCAAAUUCUCCGAUAUACCAUCGGAACAAGAACCACUUUAUUGA